CGUUCUUCCGGUUCCAGCCAUUCGAGACCUAAGAUGGCGGACCGGCGGCGAAGGAGGAGGCGCGCGUCCCAGGACAGCGAGGACGAUGACGAGUCCGGUUCGGGUUCGGACAGCGGGAGGUCGGGGUCCCCGGGUACCAAGGCCCGUGUUAGAGACCCCGAACCACCGGAACCGACAGUACCCCGGGUGGAGGCGAAGAGCCAAGUGGAGUCCGAGUGUGAGAGUGAAGAUGGAGUAGGAGAAGCUGUUCUCUCCGACUACGACAGUGCAGAUCCAGAGGAAAAUGGCUCCCAUUCAGAGGGAGUGGAAGAGGAGGAGGAGGCGGAGCACUACAGUGAAGAAGAAGCUCCCGCGGCAGCCAGCGAGCCCAAACCCUCUGUCGCUGACAUCCCAAUAAAGAAGGAAGAGGAGGAGCAUCAAGGAGGAGAGGAGGGAGAGGGAGAGGGAGAGGGAGAGGGAGAGGGAGAAGGAGAAGGAGAAGGAGAAGAGGGGGAGGGGGAGGGGGAGGGGGAGGGUGAGGCAGAAGAGGAGACGGGAGAAGAGAGUAAAGAGGAGAGCAAGGCGGAGGAGAAAGAAAACCUGGCCGGAGAGAGACAGAGCGGAGACGGACAGGAGUCCACGGAUGACCCGGAAACAAAGCCGGGGGUGAAGCCGGGUCUGAAGCUGGACGAUGACGAGGACAGAAAGAACCCGGCCUACAUCCCGAGGAAGGGUCUGUUCUUUGAGCACGACGUGAGGGGACACACUCAGGAGGAGGAGAGACCUAAAGGCCGAAACAGGAAGUUGUGGAAGGACGAGGGUCGCUGGGAACACGACCGAUUUAGAGAGGAGGAACAGGCGCCGAAGAGCCGCGAGGAGCUUAUCGCCAUCUACGGUUAUGACAUCAGAAACGGAGGCAGGCAUGGAGAGCAGACGUACCGACAGCGCAGACCAAGACAGAAUACGUCUCCCAGCAGAGACAAGCGAUGGAGAGACGGAGGAGGAGGAGAGCGAGCGGUCCGAUCCUGGCACAACAGAGAAGGAGGAGGCGUCAACCGGGGAGGAGCUCCUCAACACUCAUCCAGCCAUCCUUCCUCUACAACUCCCCCCCUGCUCCCUCUGUCCUCUAAUCAGCGGAGCAGCAACUCCAGACCUCCUCCUUCCCGGAGCAGACCCCCUCACCAGAGUCAGAUGCACCCCCCACCUCAGUCUCAUUACAGGAACAAUGAAUCGAACGUACCCCAUAUGCAUCCCCGAGAACGCCAGGGGCAUAAAGCUCUGUCAGACCCCACAGGAGAGCGGGUCAGCAGGGGUGGGCGAGCUGCUGGUGGGGGCAGAGGGGGUCCCUCUGUGGUCAUUGAGGAUGUUACAGUCAGCCACGGAGGGGCUAGAGAACAGGACCUCAGUGCUGUAACGGCAGCAGUGGCAGCGUCUCAGCCGGGCAGUUACCAGUCGGCGUCACCUCGGCGACAGCAGCAGGAACAAAGAGGAAGCGUAGACCGAUCUGCGUCAGGAUUGGCUGCUCCCUCCUCCAACACUGACCCUGCCGUGCAGUCAUCGGCAACCACAGCGACCAAUCGGGAGGCCUCACCUCCUAUAGAGCGGCCGGUUGAGCGUAAAUCGUACUCUCUGGCCCGCAGGACUCGCUCCCGACCGGCUGAUCUGGGCAGCAAACAGCCGUCCAUGGAGGAAUCUGCAACAGGAGGGAACGCCUCCUCCCCUAGCAGCGUGGGAGGAAAGAGCUGGGCAGGGGUAGGAGAAGCCCCGAGUCAGACCGUGGGGGGAGGAGGAGGAGGAGGAGGAGGAGGAGGAGGAGGAGGAGGAGGAGGAGGAGGAGGAGGAGGAGGAGGAGGAGGAGGAGUGACUGAGCUUGACCAGGAUGUAGCUCGACUCAGUCAUGCAGGACAGAGCUGGAGUCGGAGCCCUACAUCAUACAUCCGCUCUGAGAUGAGAGGCAUCCCCAACCCCAUCCACCUCACCGGCGGCCCCCCUCAGUUCUCCGGCAUGGAGGAGAUGGGUGUCGCCUCCAACCGGGCCAAACGCUACUCCUCCCAACGCCAGCGAGCCGUCCCAGAGCCGGCACCGCCCAUGCACCUGGGAGUGAUGGAGGGACACUACUACGAACCCAUGUCGUACCAGGGACCAAUCUACGCCCAUGGGGAAGGCCCCGCCCCCAUCCCACCACAAAGCAUGUUGGUCCAGCCAGAGAUGCAUCUCCCCCACCCAGGUCUCCAUCCCCACCAAUCAGGAGCGCCGAUCGCUAACCCAGCCAUCUACGGAGGCCCUCCCGUUUCUCUUUCCCCAGGGCAACCACCACAGCAGCUGCUGCCGCCGCCUUUCUACCCUCCACCUGGGGUCAUGACUUUCCCUUACCCCACCAUGUACCCGACCCCACAGGGUCAGGCCCAGGUAACGUACGGAGGCGUGACGUACUAUGACACCAUGCAGCAGCAGGCUCAGCCCAAACCUUCGCCUCCCCGCCGCACGUCCCAACCCGUCACUGUCAAGCCCCCCCCUCCAGAGGUGCCCUACGCUUCAGAGUGACCCCGCCCCUCACCCCUCUCCGCCUCCCAGGCUCAGCCUCACUCUGAUCACAAAAGUACAGGAGCGGGAUGGAACGGUCAGUGAGGAGCUGCGGUCUCAAACAGCAGACAUCAGACAUCCAGAGAGGGACGAGAAGACGGACUGCAGGUGGAAUCAGAUUCUUCCUUUUUUUUUUUUUUCUUUCUUUUCUUUUUCUUAGUUUUCAGGCGUGUAGCGGGCAGGUCAGCCGUGCACAGACUGUUCUGUAACUCUGCGUCACAGGUUCGAUCCCACCAACGUGUCUUUGAACCUGAAACCAUCUGCCUGAUGAGUUUAACCCUUUAGAGCUACUUUGAAGCAUUUAACGUCACAGAGUCACAGAUGCAGGAGAACUGCAUCAGAGUCUUUUUGUUUGUCCUGAAUCCUGGAAACAGGCGAUUUCAAAUAUGAGAGUUAUCUGUGUGGAGUUCCCCACACUUUUAUUUUCCAGUUACUUUAUUCCACCUGAACAUCAGCUGUUGACUUUGACCAACAAGAGGCUAAUGUGUUUUUGUUUUGUUUUUUUUACCCCUAAACAAAAACAAACUUGAGUAAAAACCUGAGUUUCUCUUCAGAGUGAGUUGUUUGUGUGCAGAUCUCAGUGGACUUGGUGCUUCCUGAAAACUUCUACAUGUUACUGUCAUGUUACAUAAGAAGAUGUUUGUUAGUUUGGAUCUUUUUCCUUCUCACACAGACAGUUUUUAGAGUUAAAGAAGCUAUGAAAUAUAAUAGUGGAGUGGGUGAAAUGUCAGAAAAUAGUUUAAGAAAAAAAACAACCAAAUCUUCAAAUGUCCUGUUUUGUCAGAGAUCCAGAUUAUCGUUCUAUAAAAGAGAAUACAUUGAAGAAGCUGCAUCCUGGGAGGAUCUGAUUUACAUAAGUCACUGAAGUAUUAUAACAGUUAUCAGAUUUAUAGUCAUUUAAUUUUCUCUAUGUAGAAAUAGAUGAAUCAAACAAUGGUUAAUUGUUGACGUUGUUCUGCUGUCAUUUCUCUCCGUUGGUUGCUGUAUAUAGAGAUCUAAAUGUGUAAAUAGGAGCUUGAAGAGAUAAAAUAGAGCAGUAAACAGAUUCUAAUAAGAUUAUUAGAGCUACAGAGCAUUCAGCUUCUGAUUGAAACACAUCGGCAGGGACCUCGAAUGUUAACGGUGGAUUUAAUUUAGAGAAGGAGCUGUGUGACUUUAGCUUCUGUCUGUUUUCUGUUUUUCCUUUUUUUUUUUUUCAAAUGUCACUGUUUAAUUUUAAUACUGUUUUUUUUUUAUUAUUAUUAUUAUUGUUAGUGAAUGCAGGAGAGAAACGAUGAGUUAUUUGUUUUCACAUGUUAACACCCUCAAAGGCACAGUGAGGAAAACACUUUAUAAAACGUAACGACUAACUCCUUCUCUACAAAUGAAUAAAAGACAUUUUCAGAGUUGAAAUUAACCAGAAAAGCUUGUUACAGUGUAUUUUUCCAUUUCUCCCUCUAUUCCAGCUGUUCAUUUUCUAUUCAAGGUAAAGAAUGUUCCUGGUUUGUUGUCAAAUAAAAAAGGAGAAGUCUUA
Messenger RNA from Notolabrus celidotus (New Zealand spotty), 4075 nucleotides. It is a transcript of the gene casc3, whose product is annotated as casc3 exon junction complex subunit. Gene Ontology annotation, cellular component: exon-exon junction complex. The coding region runs from base 34 to 2523 and encodes 829 amino acids. The record is from RefSeq and is a predicted model, not a curated record. Gene Ontology annotation, molecular function: mRNA binding. Gene Ontology annotation, biological process: mRNA processing. The transcript is spliced from 12 exons. Lineage: Eukaryota; Metazoa; Chordata; Actinopteri; Labriformes; Labridae.